AUGGAAGAUGACGCAAGUCGAACAGCCAAUGUCAGUGGAAGCGCACCUAUUACUGAGUCUCUUUAUUCAACACCGAAAGUGGAGAAAGAUCCAAUGAAUGUGAAGAGGAAAGCUAUACAACCAAGAUCUUCUGCUUGGCCACAUUAUGAUAAGCUCAUAGAAGAUGGAAUUAAUAAAGCAAAGUGCAAAUAUUGUGGUAAAGUUCUCUUAGCUGAUCCAAUUAGAAAUGGAACAAGUGGACUGAAUAAACAUUUGAAAACUUUUCCUAAAAAUACAAAUAAGGUUGACACUUCCAAUUCCAAGUACAAACAAUCAAAUUUAAACUUUCCAUUAGAAGGCGAAAAGGGUGAUGGGGCAACUUCGACUUUUGAUCAAGAGGUAUCUCGGAGGGCUUUAGUUGAGAUGUUAAUUCUUGAUGAGCUUCCUUUUCGCUUUGUUGAAAAGGAAGGUUUUAAGAAGUUUAUGACAAAAACCUAA
Messenger RNA from Lycium barbarum (goji berry), 477 nucleotides. RefSeq lists its product as uncharacterized. NCBI's taxonomy places the organism in Eukaryota, Viridiplantae, Streptophyta, Magnoliopsida, Solanales, Solanaceae. Gene Ontology annotation, molecular function: DNA binding. The transcript has a single exon. The record is from RefSeq and is a predicted model, not a curated record. The coding region runs from base 1 to 477 and encodes 158 amino acids.